Molecule: messenger RNA, 2193 nt
Organism: Mobula hypostoma (lesser devil ray)
Lineage: Eukaryota; Metazoa; Chordata; Chondrichthyes; Myliobatiformes; Myliobatidae
Product: deoxynucleoside triphosphate triphosphohydrolase SAMHD1-like
Exons: 16
Coding region: 1-1815 (604 amino acids)
Biological process (GO): dGTP catabolic process; defense response to virus; regulation of innate immune response
Cellular component (GO): nucleus
Molecular function (GO): protein binding; dGTPase activity
Source: RefSeq, a predicted model, not a curated record
AUGGGGAAGAGGGCGUCAAUCCUCGAGAUACGCCACACCUGUCAGUCACGGGCAGUGUGCAGGUGUAGUCUGUGCGAUGUGUUGGACACUCAGAGAGGCAAGAUGAGCAGGAAGAGACAAAGGUCCUGCACCUCUGACGGAGAGGCCGCGGGCAGCAGUACCGCGAAGCGCAGAGCUUUGCCGCCGAAGAAAUCGAAUUUCCUGGAAUGGAGCGUGGACGAUGUGUGCGGAUUCCUGCAGAGGCAGGGCUUGGGAAAGUUCGAGAAGUUGUUCAGAGAUAAAAACAUAUCUGGCACGACCCUGCCAAAACUGACAGUGGAUGAAUUGGAAAGCAUCGGCGUGAGAGACCUGGAAAAUCGAAUAAAUCUUUACAGGUGCAUCAAUGACCUCUUGCAGUGGUGUAUUGAGACAAAGGUGUUCAACGACCCGAUCCACGGCCACAUUGAGAUGCACCCACUGCUCGUCUGCAUCAUAGACACGCCGCAGUUCCAGCGUCUCCACUUCAUUAAGCAGCUCGGAGGGGCAUACCUUGUGUAUCCUGGGGCCUCCCACAACAGAUUCGAGCACUCCAUUGGUGUGGCGCAUCUGGCAGGAAAACUGGUGAAAGUCCUGGCUAGGCACCAACCAGAACUUCAGGUUGACCAUCGGGAUAUCCUGUGUGUUCAGAUCGCGGGACUCUGCCACGAUCUAGGUCAUGGACCAUUUUCGCACUUGUUUGAUAGAAAAUUUAUCUCCAAAAUGCGGAAAAAUUUGAAAUGGAAGCACGAGGAUGCUUCCGUAAAGAUGUUCGACCACUUGAUCUCCUCCAAUAACUUGAAAGUGGUGCUGAAAAAGUAUGGUCUGAUGUUGCCACAAGAUUUGACUUUUAUAAAGGAACUGAUCAGAGGUCCAAAAGUAGGCAAUGAUUCUAAGCGCUCAAAGUGGCCGUACGAAGGUCGUUCAAAGCAGAAAAGCUUUCUGUAUGAAAUUGUUGCCAAUGAGCGAACUGGGAUUGAUGUCGAUAAGUGGGAUUAUUUUGCCAGGGACAGUUACCAUCUUGGAAUCCGGAACAACUUUGACUAUCUACGCAUCCUGAAGUAUGCUCGAGUCUGUAAAGUCAACAGUAUGAAGAUCAUAUGCACUCGAGAUAAGGUAGCUGGCGACUUGUACAACAUGUUUUACACACGUAACGCCUUGCAUCGCAGGGCCUAUCAGCACAAAGCGGUCAACAUCAUUGAGAGCAUGAUCACGGAAGCAAUGGUGUUGGCAGAUCCACACAUCCAGAUCAGCGGCUCAGGUGGGAAGCAGUUUAAAAUGUCAACAGCCAUUGAUGACAUGAAGGCUUACACCAAACUCACAGACAGUAUCUUUCAACAGAUUCUGAAUUCCUCUGAACCUGAGCUGGAAGAGGCACGAACAAUCCUGAACAACAUCCUAAACCGCAGAUUGUACAAAUGUAUUGGGCAGACACAGUCUAAAGCAAAGACAAAAAUUAAGCAGGAGGAGAUUGAUGGUCUGGAGACUGAAGUGGCUGCAGCUGUUCCCUCAGAACCUGUGGACGUUCAACUCGAGGCAGAAGAUCUCAUUGUAAAUGUUAUUCCAAUGAACUACGGGAUGAAAGAGAAAAACCCCAUUAAUAAGGUUCGAUUCUACUGCAAGAAUAACCCUGAAUAUGCCUUCCGAAUCAGAAGAGUGCAGGUAUCUCAGAUACUACCACAGACGUUUUCAGAGCAUCUGAUCCAAGCGUACUGCAAGAAGACCGACGAGAAGUCUGUGCGAGCUGCACGGAAUCACUUUGUCCAAUGGUGUAAGAACAGGAAGUUACCCAUGCCAUGAAAUGGUGGUUAAUCAUUACAUGUUUGUAUCUACCUGCAAGAUCAUGGUGAUAUUAACCCUGCGCCGAUGUUGGUACUAGCCCAGGAGUGACGUUCAAUCACAUUGUCAGGCGUGGAGUGAUAAAGCUGUUUAAGUAGAAAGAGAAUGUUGUAGCUCUUCAAGUAGGAAGAGUGGGGAAUUUCCUGUGCAUCAUGUAAUUGUUUUAUUUCUUGUUCUUAUUGGUUUAAUCUCAUAGUUUCCGUGGUUAUUUUCUGAUUCCCAGUUUACAGAGCACUUGCUUCAAUGGUGGAAAGAAAUGUUCGUGCAAAGGAAGUAAAAUCUAAAUGACUUAGGAGCAAAUUAGUUGAGAAGAAUUGAUUUCUUUGUCAACACAAUAUC